Striga hermonthica is the source of this 1222-nucleotide messenger RNA. Lineage: Eukaryota; Viridiplantae; Streptophyta; Magnoliopsida; Lamiales; Orobanchaceae. The record is from the annotation of a GenBank genome assembly.
GGGUACCAUCAAAUUCCGCUGGCCCCCGAGGAUCAAAGCAAAGUUAGCUUCGUGACAAGCAAAAGGACAUAUUGUUAUGUCGUCAUGCCCUUUAGGCUCAAGAAUGCGGGGGCGACGUACCAAAGACUGAUGGAUCGAAUGUUUAAACUGCAGAUCGGGCGUAAUAUGGAGGUGUAUGUAGACGAAAUCCUGGUGAAAAGUAGGUCAUCGAUCUCGCAUGUCGAGGAUCUAAGGGAAACAUUCAAGACUCUAAGGACAUUUGGGAUGAAGCUGAACCCGAGUAAAUGCGCCUUCGGAGUGAUGGCAGGACAAUUCCUUGGCUAUGUCGUGACUGAAAGAGGCACUAAAGUGAACAAGGACAAGGUGAAGGCCAUACUCGACAUGGCCCCACCGAGGAAUAUCAGGGAAGUACAAGUCCUGACGAGUCGAAUUGCCGGUCUAAGCAGAUUUAUCGCUCGAGCAGCAGAGAGAAGUUUCCCAUUCUUCAAGUUGCUUAAAAAGAAAACUUUUCAAUGGAAUGACGAGGCUCAAAUGGCGUUCGAAAAACUUAAAGAAUUCUUAAGCGAGUUGCCGCUAUUAACAAAACAAGAACCCGGUGACGAGUUGGUGCUUUACAUCUCGGUGGGAAUAUUUUCCUUAAGUUCGGUAUUGUUGCGAGAAGCAGAAGGAGCCCAGCAGCUGAUCUAUUACACGAGUCGAGUACUUCAGGGUGUAGAGACAAGAUACUCCGAAGUCGAGAAAGCCGCCUUGACGCUGGUAAUAACAGCUAAAAAGUUGAGGCCAUAUUUCCUGAAUCAUGUGAUAGUGAUGAGGACAAACUUCCAGCUCGGAGAAACCUUGGGUCGACCUACUGUUUUGGGUCGACUCGUGAAGUGGGCGGUCGAGCUGAGCGAAUACUCCAUCAAAUACGAACCGAGGCGAGCCAUAAAAGCCCAAGCUUUAGCGGAUUUCAUCCAAGAAGGAACUAAGGGGGAGGAGAAGAAAUGGAUGAUGCAUGUCGAUGGAUCCUCGGCAGCCAAAGGGUCUGGCUUAGGAGUUGUCCUCGUAUCUCCUGAAGGCGAAGAACUCGACUUCGCCAUCCAAAUGGGGUUCAAGGCCUCGAACAACGUGGCGGAAUAUGAGUCACUAAUCAAAGGGAUUCAACUUGCAAUCGAUGGCGGUGCAACGGAGAUCAUGGCACAUUCCGAUUCACAACUUGUUGUCGGACAAGUACUGAGGAAUU